This is a messenger RNA of Enterobius vermicularis (human pinworm), 537 nucleotides long. The record is from the annotation of a GenBank genome assembly. Lineage: Eukaryota; Metazoa; Nematoda; Chromadorea; Rhabditida; Oxyuridae.
AUGACUGGAUACACAGCACUCUUGUUAAUCGCUACCUUCAAUCUGGUAUUAUGCUGUGAAUUUCCAAAUGGAACAGAAACUGCAAUGCAUUGGUGGGACUGUGGCGAUGGACAUGUCAACCUUUACAGCGCAACACCACUGGAUGAAAAUGGAAACUAUGUGUAUCCGGUCUAUCUCUAUAAGCGCACACUGGUAGCUAUUGAGUUGGAGAACACAGAUCAUGAAUUUACGGAUAGCGAAAACUUGAUACUGGAUGUCAGAGUUUUUCGGUAUGGAGGUUGGGAAACAUGUUAUUGGAUUGAGAUACCCACUUUCGGAAUGCUUGCCAACCGGCCAGCGUGUUCAAGCGGAAUUGCCUGCCCAGUACCAGUCGGAAGGCAAACACAAACCAUCUACAUCGACUUUGACCACUACACUACCAUUACGAAUAUCCUGCCGAACGACGCUCCUUAUCAACUUGAAUACAGGGUCACAAACAAGGCCAAUGGCAGAAAAGCUUGCAUUACAUUCCAAGCUAGAGCUUACACUAAACCAUAG